ACCCAAAAAGAAAAGAAAACUCAGAAAAAAUUAGAUAUAUGAGAGAGUCAGUCUAACAACCAGAGGCUCCAGCUCCUUUAUCAUUGUCCCAAAAAGAGGCUAUACACCAACUCCACUUUCUAAAGUAAAAGCAAAGAAAACUAUCUGAAUUAGUCUCAGUCUAUAGAAAAACAAUCAUUGUCUAAGCUUCCAUAUCAUUUUCAAUCCAUAUCAUUCAUCAAGGUCACUCAUUUUGGAAGGAGCGUGUUGAUAGACAAAGAAACAUAAAGGGAAAAACAAAAGCCAAAGAAAAAAAAUCCGAUCCCCUUUUCUCUCUCUCUUUCUCUUUCUCCUUCUCCUUCUCCAUAGAAAGUAAACUACCUUCCCAUGGCUCCUCCUCUGCUUCUAUUAUCAUCUGUAUAAAGAAAACUCCAUUCUUCUCUAAGCUCAUUCAUUACCUGCAAGAAUCCAAAACUAUAACGACACCCAAAACCAACAACUCCAACUUUAUUCAACCACCAGUUUCCACCAAUGGUGCUUAGAAAUUCCAUUUCCAACACCAAGAGGUUUUUUCAGAAAACCCUUGGGACCCUGAAGAACCUAUUUUCUGCUGGUAGCUAUGAAAAGCUACCCAAAUCGCCUGCCAUCUAUAGUACUUCUAUGUCUACUAGUACUUUUGCUCGCGUUCAUGAUAUGAAUAUCCACAACACAAGCAGUUACAAAGACUUAGACAAGUUGUACAACGACUUCACAGAUCAAUGGGAUAGCAAGAGACAAAGCAACAACAAGAGAUUAGUAAUUUCCUCGCCCGCCCAGCAAGAUCAUAAAGUGGUUCAAAGGAGAGAUCAUGAGGCAUGUGAUCGUAAUAACAAGGUGAUGACAAAGAGAGUGGAGGAAAGUAGAACUACGUUUUCCAGUGAAUUGAAAGAGCCGAAAAGGUGUUGUUUGGUGGCUGAGAAGUUGAAGGAGUUGGAGAUGUUGGAUAUAAGCAAUGUAGAUCACGUUCUGGAUGUACAAGAAGUGUUUCAUUACUACUCUCGCCUCACUUGCCCUGCCUAUCUUGAAAUCGUGGACAGGUUCUUCAUGGAAAUGUGUGCUGAAUUUUUCGGUCCAGCAGCAACCCCAGGAAGAAGCAAGAAGUCAAGGCUGAGGCCAAGGACUUCUUUGAGGUCAUAAUUAAUCAAACAAGUGAACAAGUUUGAUUUAGUGAGUUGUUGGUUGUAAAUUCUAGCGAACUUCCACUUGUUAUGGCUCUGAACCUCUUAAUUCUGUUGUAGUUCGGUAUUCUUGUUCUUCAUCAUAAAUUUCCAUCUGUGGUUGUUGAGA
This is a messenger RNA of Rosa rugosa (rugosa rose), 1305 nucleotides long. RefSeq lists its product as uncharacterized. The transcript has a single exon. The record is from RefSeq and is a predicted model, not a curated record. The coding region runs from base 511 to 1155 and encodes 214 amino acids. NCBI's taxonomy places the organism in Eukaryota, Viridiplantae, Streptophyta, Magnoliopsida, Rosales, Rosaceae.